Molecule: messenger RNA, 2132 nt
Organism: Falco peregrinus (peregrine falcon)
Lineage: Eukaryota; Metazoa; Chordata; Aves; Falconiformes; Falconidae
Gene: PHYH
Product: phytanoyl-CoA 2-hydroxylase
Exons: 9
Coding region: 1-1167 (388 amino acids)
Biological process (GO): fatty acid alpha-oxidation
Molecular function (GO): phytanoyl-CoA dioxygenase activity
Source: RefSeq, a predicted model, not a curated record
AUGCACGGCUGCUCUGAGCAUGCACGGCUGCUGGCGCAUGUGCGGCCAAGGCAGAGGCUGCGGAGGCCGGCGGGGCGCUGCUGCUCACCGGCCGUUCGUACCGCCGGGCCGGGGACGGAGCGUUCCGGCCGCCCGGGCGCGAUGGAGCAGCUGGGGAAGCGGCCUGGGCCGGCGGCUCGGCUGGACAUCAUCCUCCGGCACCUCUCCCCGCGGCUGGCCGCAGCCCCGGCUCCUGCAAGCUUUCCUACUUCAGCCCAAGUUAGCGCUAUUCCUCAGCCAGGGAGGUUUUGCUACACCCUGGACAACGAUGUCCUCACCACAGAGCAAAGGCAGUUCUACGAAGACAACGGCUAUCUGCUCAUUAAGAAGCUUGUUUCUGAUGAAGACAUUGAGCGCUUCAGGAAGGAGUUUGUGAGGAUCUGUAAAAAAGAAGUGCAUCUACCAGGAGCUAUGAUUAUGAAAGAUGAGUCCCUGAGAUCCCAGUAUGGUCAGUCUGAAAAAGUAGUUAAUAAAGUGCAGGACUUCCAGGAAGAUGAAGAGUUGUUCAGAUACUGUACUCUGCCAGAGAUCCUCAGAUAUGUUGAGUGCUUCACAGGGCCAAACAUCAUGGCAAUGCACACCAUGCUGAUAAAUAAACUUCCAGAUUCUGAUAAACAGACUUUUCUUCACCCCAUGCAUCAGGACUUGCACUAUUUCCCCUUCCGGCCUGCAGCCCGCAUCGUGUGCUCCUGGACCGCCAUGGAGAGGGCCGACCAGGACAAUGGGUGCCUGGUCGUGCAGCCAGGGACGCACAAGGAGCCCCUGAAGCCUCAUGGCUAUCCCAAGUGGGAGGGUAAAACCAACAAACUUUUCCAUGGACUGCUUGAUGAAGAUAAGCAGAGUCCCAGGGUUCACCUUGUCAUGGAGAAGGGAGACACAGUGUUCUUCCAUCCCCUGCUCAUUCAUGGCUCUGGGAUAAACAAGACAUCAGGUUUCCGAAAGAGCAUAAGCUGUCACUUUGCCAGCUCAGAGUGCUACUACAUUGACGUCAAGAACACAACUCAAGAGCACCUGGAGAAAGAAAUGGCAGAAAUGGUUCACAAGAAAUACAACAUGGCUUCCAUGGAACUCAGGGAUAUGUGGAACUUCCGAGCACGGCUUGUGCAAGGGGAAAGAAUCAACCUGUAGAACAACCUCUGAAGAGCAGGAUGGAAAUCACAUGCCCGAGAACAAGCUUACCUGGUCAGAGAGUGCAGACCCUGCCUUGGCAGGCAGUGUUAUGUGUGCUUUGAUGAUGUCUGUAUUGGUAACUUAGCCAAAUGCUGCAUCAUAAAAUCAUUUUAUGCUAAUAGAAAAUAAUUGCACUAAAGUUGAACAGCUGAUGUACGUCAAAGAAAACCUAACCUAGAAAAAGAGAGAUUUGCUGUGGUUAUCUUAGACAAUUGAAGAAUUAAGGUCUUGAAAGACACCUUGAUUUUCUCAAUGUUUUCAUUCUUGUUUUUUAAAAGUUUCUCACAUGACGUACCUUUGAAAUGAUACUAUACUAACAUAAGAUGUUAUGCAAAUGCUUCCAAUGUUUCCAACUUCCUUUUCUAUGCAAAAUAAUCAGUUUCACACAAGCCCUCAGUAUGAGCUCACCUGGGAAGUUAUUAGUACAGCUGAUGAUGAUGGAGAUAUUGGUACCAGAAGAAUCAACGGUGUAAGUAAAGAACAGGAUAAAGGGGAAGCAGCAACCACGCACAUAGAAAAAUGGGAUUAAUGGGCUGGAACGUGACCUCUAGCAGCGUUCCUCAAACAUGACCUGGUGUGGCAUCGUAUCUUACCGAUCAGCACUGGCACAAGUGAAAUACGUGGCUGACAGGGUUGGGAGCUACUGGGCCAGCAAACCAUCAUCCCAUUGGACUUGUACAACCCAUCCAAGGCUGUAUGAAACGAGACAGUCCUCCUUUGAGUCUGGCAGGUCUGGGAAAAUGUGCCUUUUGGUGCUGCCAGGUCAGGGAGACAGUUGGAUGCUCCUCAGGAUGCACUGGUGGCAGGGUGAAGUGACAUGCACUGGAAUAAUCCUCUUGCCUUUCACAAUGUUUUUCCUUGCUUUCUGAAAGGUUAUUUUGCUGUCUAUUUUUCAAAAUGCACAUUAAAUCAGAGCAAAACUG